This is a messenger RNA of Oryza sativa Japonica Group (Japanese rice), 1001 nucleotides long. RefSeq lists its product as uncharacterized. The record is from RefSeq and is a predicted model, not a curated record. NCBI's taxonomy places the organism in Eukaryota, Viridiplantae, Streptophyta, Magnoliopsida, Poales, Poaceae.
AAUUUAGACCCAGGCGGUAAAUUCCAGCUAAGUAUAUAUAAGUAGCCAUCAAACGCAGCUAUUCCACUGGCAAACCUACACACACUAUUGAGCCUCUGUCACGAGAAGCCAAUGUACUCGUGCGACCACGAAUGCACGGCGCCAACGCACACCGCGUUCGGCGCCAAGUACCAGCCGUGCAUCGGUGUCUCGGGGCGCCCUGACCAUCACGCCGUCGGGAGGCUGCAGCAGCCGGCUGGCAAGGCCGCCGCCGCCGCCGUCGUUUCCGCGGCCGCGCAGCCUCAGCGCGCCGCCAAGAAGAGGCAUGCGGCGGCGCCGCCGCCGCGCCCGUCGGCGUCGACGUCGCGCCGCUCGUCGACCACCGUGGUGGCGACCGACGUGUCCAGCUUCCGCUCCAUGGUGCAGGAGCUCACCGGCUUCCCGGCGGCCGCCAUCUUCCGGCCGCUGCCUCGUAGGAUCCCCGUCCACGCGGUCAACCCGUCGCCCGCGGUGCGUGGGUACGGUGGUGGCGCGCUUCAGGGGCACGGUUCGGACACGGCGACUGCUGCCGGCAGCAGCAGCAGCAGCAACCCGGGCGUCUCGACCGUGCAGCUGAUGCAGUGCUCGCCGCCCGGCGUGUUCGAUGGGCUGCCGGACCUUGGGUCGCCGGAGUUCGACUCGUGGCUCGAUUUGUCCGACGAGUAACCUCUCCUUGUCGGACUGGUCAAUGGAAGCCAAUACAAUACUGUAGUAAAGGUUUGGUAAUUGGCAGUACAGUACUUUCUUUCUGCGCAUGCAUCUCUUAAGGUUAGUGUGUUAUAACAUCCUUGAAAAAAAUGAUGGCGUUUGUACUCAAGCUUUCCCAAAUUUGCAGAAAUAUGCGUUAAUACACUCAUGUAAUCUCAAUUCUUGGUUGGCUUUUUUGGACUUCGUUACUUACAAGAUUGGUUGAAAUUAGUCUAGCAAUUCUGUCGGAUGUUCUUCUUUCAGAGAGAAAAAAAAAGCUGUCAGAUGUUCAACUA